Molecule: messenger RNA, 494 nt
Organism: Daldinia caldariorum
Lineage: Eukaryota; Fungi; Ascomycota; Sordariomycetes; Xylariales; Hypoxylaceae
Exons: 1
Coding region: 96-365 (89 amino acids)
Source: RefSeq, a predicted model, not a curated record
UGAGAGGGUACCUAGAGAUUGAGAUUGGGUGGCUCGGUCUAGUUUACCUAGGUACUUGAGCUGCUUACCUCUUGUACAUUGAACAGGUCGGUAGAAUGUGCUCGGAUCUUGCUUAUUUCAAUCAUUACCUAAGGCAUAUAAUACUCGCCUUGUAUGAUUUGAUUACAGCUAUUUCUUACUUUUGUCAUUUCACGUGGCAAUGGGAAUUCGAAAUUGUUGAACGUUGGUUCUUGCUACCACGGAUUGGACUCUUAAAUUUGUUUUAUUUCCUUCCCAUUCUUUUUUUCCCCUUUAUUUCUUACUACAUGGUAUUUAGUCCAGUCGGGGUUUCAGUAGCCGCAUUCCCAGUGUUUCUCAAGGCGUAAAAAUAUCAGCAUACUUGAGUUCAAUUCGUAUUAGCUCUAUAGAAACUUGCUAUCUAACCCCCUAUGUCACUCCAAGUCUCAGACAUUGCAAAGGCGUUGCAUAACCUUAAACUCUCCACUAUACAUCAU